UAGAAUCUAUAUUGAUUGUAGCUUGCGCAUAAUAGGGAAUGGGGCUUCCAUAAUGCGAGAGUAAACUCUGUCGCAUGGUCUCCAAACUCUGACAUGGUUGCAAGUGGUAGUCUCGAUACUACUAUUAUCAUCUGGAGUGUGACGAAUCCAGCAAAACAUACUAUCAUCAAAAAUGCUCAUCCUCAAAGUCAAAUAACACGCUUGAUCUGGCUGGAUGAGGAAACAUUAAUCUCCGUCGGACAGGAUUGCAACACUAAAAUAUGGCGUAUAGAAAAGAUAUAAUUAAUUUUUGGAAGAAUUUAUUGCCACUUCUAAGGAAACUCAAUUUUGGAGACAUUUUAUUUAUUUCGUAGUCUAUGAAUAUUGUAUAUUAUUUUUUAAUACAAUUCUUGAUAUAUGAUUAAAAAAUUAUAUU
Pogonomyrmex barbatus (red harvester ant) is the source of this 415-nucleotide messenger RNA. It is a transcript of the gene flr, whose product is annotated as actin-interacting protein 1 flr. Lineage: Eukaryota; Metazoa; Arthropoda; Insecta; Hymenoptera; Formicidae. Gene Ontology annotation, cellular component: cortical actin cytoskeleton. Gene Ontology annotation, biological process: locomotion; actin filament depolymerization; sarcomere organization. Gene Ontology annotation, molecular function: actin filament binding. The record is from RefSeq and is a predicted model, not a curated record.